UAAAAUCUGUAUUAAUUCCACCUCUUCCCAUCGUAAUAAAACCACAAACUUUCCCAAUAAUAUUAUUAUUUAUUUGACUAUAUAUCAUACAAAACUUCAAUUCCUUCUUUUCUACCUCUCUUUCUCUUUUUUUCUCUCUCUUUUUUCAUUCUCUUCACAAAACUAUCUAUAGCCAUGGAAGAUAUCAGCGAUGAAGAAUGCAACACAGGUUUAUAUCUUGGAUUGGGAAUCAAAAAGGAGAAGAAGAAGCAGAAAUUAGUGAAUAAGCCUUGUUUCGACCUAGCUUUCGAGCUUUGUCCAAAAAAUGAAGCCAUCAAAGUACACAAUAGUCAUAUCAAUAACAACAACAAAGGUGAGAGAUUCAGUUUGGAGUAUUAUCCCAAUGCAACAACAUGCAGCACCGAUUCCGAUAACAACAACGCCGAUCGGAGAAAGAAGCUCCGGCUGACAAAGGAACAAUCCGCCAUGCUUGAAAACACCUUCAAGCUCCAUAACACUCUUAAUCCGGUGCAGAAAAAGUUACUUGCUGAUCAAUUGAAAUUAAAGACCAGGCAAAUAGAAGUUUGGUUUCAGAACAGGAGAGCGAGGACGAAGCUGAAGCAAACAGAGAUAGAUUGCGAGUUGUUGAAAAAACAAUGUCAAAAUCUAAGUGAUGAGAAUAAGAGAUUGAAGAAAGAGUUGCAGGAACUGAAAGUAAGACAAUCUCCAUUAUGCCCUCAACGUUUAUCAAAACCUGUUUGUUCUUCCUGCGACCAGAAACUCUUGAAGCGCAAUGAAGACAACAACAAUUAAUUAAUAUAUUAAUAGUUCAAUUUUUUCAUUGGCAUGAUCUUAAUUAUUACUAUAUGAAAAAUUUUAGAAACUAGAUUUUUUUUCUAGCAAAUAAUUUCUAAAGAAAAAAACACGUGUAUUCAAAAGUCUUCGCAUUAGGUUUUUCUUAGACACGUGUACUUUGAUUUAUUUAUUUAUUUAUUAUUACGUGUCUUUCUCUC
Lathyrus oleraceus (garden pea) is the source of this 992-nucleotide messenger RNA. Its product is annotated as homeobox-leucine zipper protein HAT22. The coding region runs from base 175 to 792 and encodes 205 amino acids. The record is from RefSeq and is a predicted model, not a curated record. The transcript is spliced from 2 exons. Lineage: Eukaryota; Viridiplantae; Streptophyta; Magnoliopsida; Fabales; Fabaceae. Gene Ontology annotation, biological process: regulation of DNA-templated transcription. Gene Ontology annotation, molecular function: sequence-specific DNA binding; DNA-binding transcription factor activity, RNA polymerase II-specific.